Messenger RNA from Electrophorus electricus (electric eel), 4031 nucleotides. RefSeq names its product intercellular adhesion molecule 5. NCBI's taxonomy places the organism in Eukaryota, Metazoa, Chordata, Actinopteri, Gymnotiformes, Gymnotidae. Gene Ontology annotation, biological process: cell adhesion. Gene Ontology annotation, molecular function: integrin binding. The record is from RefSeq and is a predicted model, not a curated record.
CCUGGAUGGGCCGAUCACCUAGAUGCAUGCUGAUGUACAAGAGGCUUUAAGAAGAUGAUGAUUUUUAUUGUACAAUCUCCAGUCACUGACAUGAAGAUUGUAAAACCAGUAUUGUAAAAGGUUCCAAUAUUUUUGUAACAUUUAUAUAAUAACAUUCAUUAUAGACAUACUCAGUUCUAUUACAUCAACCCAAAUGGCAAUAUCAGACACAAUAUAGUGCACAUUGUCUCUGAUACUGUCAUUUGGAUUGAUGUAUUAGAACUGUGUAUGUCUAUUAUGAAUGUUAUAUAGGGUUAUAUGGUGUUUUUGAUUUACUUUCAAGCCUUUUGUGUUUGUUUUGUGUGUGUGAGUAGUUUUUGGUUGUGCAUGUGAGACAAUAUCUAAGUUAACUUCUUAUUAGACUCUGUAGCAUUUGUGCCAUAUUUGUAAACAUAUACAACCGGUUUGUUAUAAAUAAAUGGCAAAACUGCACUCAAGUAGUAGGUCUAAGCAGUGAUGAGUUAUCACCUGUACUACAGAGUCAAACCAGCUCUGUGCUACCGGCACCUGUGUGCUGUUCAGGGCCACAGAACCCUAGACCUUACAUAUACAGGAAGCAUUCAGCUAGGGCUGAAGCGAUUCCUCAAGAAACUCGAGUGACUUGAUGAAUAAAAAUCACUGAGUUCUUUACAUCGUAGCUUCUUUUAAUCCAUAUAACUAUGGAUUAACAACUUAUUUGAAGUUUUUUUUUUUUUUUUUUUUUUUCAUAUUUUCUUUAAAUAGUUUCUUUAAAUAAGCACCCUGUAAAGCCAGGGUGUGCACUAAGGGGUGAUUUUUCUGUUGUGAGAAAACCAAGAUGGCUACUUCCUCAAUGCAAGAUUUCCUGUUAAGCAACGCGCUGUGCUCGAAACAGACAGUUAAUACUCACGCCUGAAUCCAGUACUUGGUCCAGUAUAAUUCUUAUAUUAUUCUUAUAUCCUUAUAUAUUCCUCCUCUUCCUCAUCCUCUUCACCAUCUUCAUCACCUUCAUUACUUGUCUGCUGGGUAAAGGGAACCAUGCUCCAUCUCACAAGCCUGCUGUUGAUUAUACUCAUAAAUGUCGUAGAAGCUGCAGACAUGGUGUCCAUCAGUGUCGUGGGUCACACAGGACCAAUGGUUGAGGGCACAUGGUACGAGCUCCGGUGUGACGUUCAGAAAGUUGCUCCUGAUCAGCUCCUCACUGUGAGGUGGUACAAAGGACAAACUCUACUGACAGAUACGUCCUUUAAUGACUCCAUCAAGACUCCAGUGGACAAGUCUGCGACAUACUGGAUCUUUGCCAACACAACUGAUGAUGGAGCUGAGUACCGGUGUGAGGCGGUGCUGAGACAGAGACAAGCAGGACCUCAGCCUCCUACAACUGAGAUGUCAGAGCCUCUUCUUGUUACAGUAUACUGUAACUGUCCUGUUGUUCUUCAGCCUCCUGCAGUGGUGGUGGAAUACGGAACGUCUGUCUCAGCGAACUGCUCCACUUCCAAAUCACAUUUUGGGAUGGCCUGGGAGGUGCCUCAGGGAGCUGUGGACCCGCAGGAGGGUGUCCAGCUGAUCACCUGGAACUUGUCUAGGCUUGAGGACUGGGACAUAAAGCCAUUAUGCUACAUUAACAUAAAAAACCAAACAAAACCAGAUAAAAGGCAUCUCCCAGUUAUUGUGUAUAAAACUCCAGACAAUGUGUCCAUUAGCAUCGUGGGUCACACAGGACCAGUGACCGAGGGCACACAGUACGAGCUCCAGUGUGACGUUCAGAAUGUUGCUCCUGUUCACCGCCUCACUGUGAAGUGGUACAAGGGACAAACUCUACUGACAGAUACGUUCUUUAAUGACCCCACCAAGACUCCAGUGAACCAGUCUGCUACACUCCAGAUCUCCCCCAGCAGAGCUGAUGAUGCAGCUGACUACUGGUGUGAGGCAGAGCUCAGACUGGGACCAGCAGCACCUCAGCCUCCUCCUACAAUGAAAUCAGAUCCUCUCCACAUCACUGUGCAUUAUGGUCCUGAAAUUUCCGACUGUCCUGAGUAUGUGUGGCUAAAGGAGGGAGAGAACCUGGAGGGCUACUGCAGUGUCACAGGAAAUCCACUGCCUGAGCCUAGAUGGCUGAAGGCAGGGAAGCCCACUGACCCCACCAGCCCACUCAGGAGGACAGAAAACAGACAUAAUUACACCAUGUACAUUAAUGAAGAUACUCGGCAGCAUCUGAUGGUGUUUGUGAUGUAUGGACCAGAGAUUUCAUGUAGAAAACAUAUCACAGUUCUAGAGAAUGACAAAGUGGAGCCCAACUGUACAGCUGAAGGUUUUCCACCACCUGAAGUGACUUGGUUUAAGGAGGAACAGAGAGUGUAUUUCCCAAAAAGAAUGCAAAGGGCUGAUGCAGGGAAAUACGUCCUAGUAGCAGUGAACAACUCCACCUCCAAUCACACACUGGAAAUCGAGGUGCAGUACUCUCCUUCGGGCAUUAUGGGGCUGAAUGAUCAGUCUGUAACUCAGGGGUCCAAUGUGGAUCUGAAUUGCACUUCCUCUGCCUGGCCUCGGCCAGAUUAUGAAUGGAUCUACCACCCAGAACCCAACGUGAGGAUUGUGAGUGAAGACGGCGUGUCCAAGCUCUCCAUAGCCAGUGCCAGUGGAAAUAACACGGGCACGUACACUUGCAUUGCCAGCAAUACUCUGGGGAAAACGAAUCUGACUGUUAGAGUUGAUGUCCAAGGUGCAGAGGCUCUAUGUCCUCUUAUUGUGAACCCUUUUAAUGUCGUCUUGGAAUACAGACAAUCCGUUGUGGUGGAAUGUAAUACGUCAGUGUCACCUUCGGACUUGCACUGGGAAUUUUUAAACCACAGAGUUAAUAAUGGAACCCUGCUAGUUAACUCCUCACAGUUUAAGAACUGGGAUGAAACGCCCCGGUGCACCGGAAAAUUUAUCGGGCUUGACACCUGUACAAAACAUGUGGACAUUACUCUAUACAAAACUCCAGACAAUGUGUACAAUAGCAUCGUGAAUCACACAGGACCAGUGAUUGAGGGCAGACAGUACGAGCUCCAGUGUGACGUUCAGAAUGUUGCUCCUGUUCACCGCCUCACUGUGAAGUGGUACAAGGGACAAACUCUACUGAAAGAUACGUUCUUUAAUGACUCCAUCAAGACUCCAGUGAACCAGUCUGCUACACUCCAGAUCUCCCCCAGCAGAGCUGAUGAUGCAGCUGACUACUGGUGUGAGGCAGAGCUCAGACUGGAACCAGCAGCACCUCAGCCUCCUCCUACAAUGAAAUCAAAUCCUCUCAACAUCACUGUGCACUAUGCUCCACAAAUUGUGUCCAGAAUGAACUCGGUGCUGGUGCCGAUAUUUAGUGACGUGUCACUGAACUGCAGUGCUGAAGGGAAUCCAGAACCUACAGUGAUGUGGAGCUUUAAAAAUCAAACUAUCAUCACUGGGAGGCGACAGAGUACACUAACAAUUUCUCGAGCCACAUCCGCUAAUGCUGGCAUAUACACAUGCACUGCUACCAGUCUAUCUUGGAGCCAGACACGGGAAGUCAAGGUGGAAGAAGAUUACAGAUUUCUACUUAUAUCAGUUUUUAUAAUAGUUUUUAUAAUUAUAUUUCUUAUAAUAUUGGUAGCAUACAAGAAAAAACGAACUAGAAAAUAUGACAUAACGCGUAACAAUAACUGCAUGGCCAUGAAGCCAUUGAAAAACAACUGACAUGCGUAAUUUGGACAUGACAGAAAAUGGCUAAUAUAUAUAAUAUAUAGCAACUACUUGAAAACAAAGUGUAUAAUACUGAAAGCUGAGGGAAAAGUCUGAAGACAGCACGUUCCUCCAUGCACACCUACCCCAACCUUUCAACAGACAGACAAGAGGCAAGGACUGUUGAUCAGUGACAUGAGUAAACAUAUUGUGGAGGUCGGUUUGCAUUUUUAAUGCUGUAACCUUUUUUUUUGUAAUUAAUGACAUUAGCCUUACAUUUACAUUUUAUAUACUGUAUUUCAAACUUUAAACUGCUUCGUUAUAAAUAAAUGUGGUUU